Molecule: messenger RNA, 3566 nt
Organism: Drosophila takahashii
Lineage: Eukaryota; Metazoa; Arthropoda; Insecta; Diptera; Drosophilidae
Cellular component (GO): intracellular anatomical structure
Molecular function (GO): ATP binding; RNA binding; helicase activity
Source: RefSeq, a predicted model, not a curated record
AUUUUCAUUUUCAGUGAAGACGGUUGUGUUUAAUUCGAAUAAAUAUUACUAGAAAUAUCUAAAAUAGCCAAUGGCAGAUAGUAGGAAAGACGUAAACCGCGGGCGUCGCCACGGCGGGAGGAAGGGGCCGCCGGGCGGUGGGUUUGUGGCCAAUGGCCAGGCGAGGAACUCCAAUUCGAAUUCCAAUGCCGCAAAGGCCGCAGGUAAGACCUCCUCCAAGCCCUCCUCCAAACCCUCCAAACACAAGCCUUCCGGCGAGGAGGACAAGCUCAAUGGGCAGGACGAGAAGGCGCUGCGCCAGCUGGUCAGCGACUUCCUGCAGAGCCGCGAGCCGGAGCAGCAGCUCCGCGGGCUGAGCAAGGCGCAGCGCAGCCACGUCCACCGGCUGGCCCAGAGCCGCGGCCUCAAGACAGCGAGCAAGGGGCCCGAGGAGGACCGCGUCCUGACCAUCUCGCGCCCGCAGUCGGACGCCCUGCAGCACUACCUGCUGGACAACGCCCGGCUGCACACGAGUCCCGCGCUCUUGAGGAUCUUCGACCAGAUCUACGGGCCGGUGGAGAGCCGCCUGGACAGGAUGCCGCCGGGCUUCUGGCGCCUCAAUCGCCAGCCGGAGGAGGAGCGCCGCCCGUCGAACUUCGGCCUGGUCGGCCAGCGGUUGAUCCCGCCGCCGCCAAGCAACCGCAACCGGAACAUUGAGCAGGACCGACGCAGUCUGCCCAUCUUUAAGCAGCGAGAGAACAUCCUUGGGAAUCUCCAGCGCGAGCAGGUCUUGAUCAUCAAAGGAGCCACCGGGUCGGGCAAGUCCACCCAGCUGCCGCAGUACAUCCUCGAAUGGGCCGCCCAGGAACGGGCUGCGGUCAGGAUCGUGGUGAGUCAGCCGCGACGCAUAGCAGCGAUCAGCGUGUCGGAGCGCAUUUCCAAGGAGCGCGGCGAGGCGGCGGGCACCACGGUGGGCUAUCAGAUCCGCAUGAACAGCAAAUGCAGCAGCCAAACGGUCCUCACGCUGACCACCAGCGGCUGUCUUCUGCGUGCUCUAGCCAUGGACGGCGAGUCGUUCUUCAGGAACACCACCCACCUGAUCAUAGACGAGGUGCACGAGCGGGACUUAGACACGGACUUCUUGCUGUUGGCCACCAAAUUAGAGCUGCAGAAGAACCCCCAUCUGCGCCUGGUGCUCAUGUCGGCCACCAUGGACCUGCAGGCCUUGUCCGACUACUUUGGCCAGGCCAGCGUGAUGGACGUGGAGGGGCGCGGCUUCGGGGUGAGGAUCUAUCACCUAGAGGACAUUCUAAGCGAGACCGGCUACAUGACGCCGCGCAUGGAGGAGUAUUUGGGCGAGCUGACGGGCGACGAACAGCCGGGCGAACUGCUGGCAGCCUACUACAACGGACGCACCAUUAUAGACCCGGAUAUAGACAAUGAUCUAAUCAUUUCUUUGCUGGAGCUGCUGCUGCGCACAGGAGACAGUGGAGCGGUGAUUGUCUACCUACCGGGCUAUAACGACAUGACCGAGCUAAUGGACCGAUUGUACACCGCUCUGUCGCGUUACCCGAUCAAGAUCCUGCUGCUGCACAGCCAGGUGGACAACAACGAGCAGCGGAAGGUCUUCCGCGUCUAUCAGGGUGUUCGUCUAAAGAUUAUCUUGAGUACCAACAUAGGGCAAACUUCAAUAACCAUUCCCGAUUUGCUGUAUGUGAUCGACGCGGGUCGCGCCAAGAUGAUGACCUAUGACCCCAUUACGGAUGCCUCGCAGCUGUGCAGCACCUGGAUCUCGCAGGCGGAUGCCCAGCAGCGGGCGGGACGAGCGGGACGCCUGCGUUACGGCAUCUGCUAUCGACUGUUCGACAGCGACCGGCUGGCCAGAAUGCCGCUGUACACGAUUCCCGAGAUCAUGCGUCGCACCCUCGACGAGAUAUGCCUGCUGACCAAGGUGGCCGCUCCGGAGGCGAGGAUAGACAAGUUUCUGGCCCUCGCGCUGGAUCCGCCGCAGCCGGAGGCCGUGCUGCAGGCCAUUGCCAAGCUGCAGCUGCUGGGCGUGCUGCGGGAGGCCGACGAGACGAUUACGCCGCUGGGACGGAUCAUUGCCGAGCUGCCGCUGAGCGUGCAGCUGGGCAAGUGCCUGGUCUACUCGGUUUACUACCGCUGCCUGGGCAGCAUGACCAUCAUAGCGGCCUACCACUCGGUGCGCGAUCCCUUCGUGCUGAACACGAAGUCGGGCGGCGGCGGCGGCGGCGGAGGUCAGCAGAAUGCACGGCUGCAGUUUGCCGGCGACGGCAUGAGCGAUUCGCUGGCCGCCCUGCAGCUCUACGCGGAGUUUGUCAAUCUGAAGCGCAUCCAUAUCGCCGAUUUCUGCGAGCGCAAUCUGUUGUGCCGCCACGCCAUGGAGAUGUUCGUCGCGGCGGUGUCCACGCUGCGCGACACCGUGCACCGCAUCUUCCGCUGCAACCAGGCCAGCGCUCGCCUGGCCUCGGCCUUCGACCAGGACACGAACAUGAUCCGUCUGGCCCUGACGGCCGGCCUGUAUCCCAAGCUGGCGUACAUGGAUCGCGAGAAUAAGCACCAGCUGGUGGCCGAGGGCGAUCCCUUCGUCCAGGUAUCGCGCACCUCCUGCCUGCUGGGCAGGAAAAAACAGAAGACGCUGGCCAGCGAGUGGAUACUGUUCGUGGAGAAGACCCGCAAUGCCGACCAGAGGUCCUCGCUGGAGCACACGAGCCUGGUGAGUGGCCUGCAGGUGGCCCUGGUCGGCGGCAAGCAGUUCCGCCUCGAACCGGUUGGUGCGGCGGAAGUGCUGAUCUGCCUGGAUUCGUGGGUGCGCCUCAAGUGUCCCAGUGAUUUUGGGGGCAAACUCAAAACUCUGCGGCAUCUAAUGGAUCGCGAGGUGGCCGAGAUGGUGGAGACCCGGCGGCUCAGCUCCGCCGGCAAGUGGAUUGGCCCGGAGACCGUGUGCCGACUGAUGCAGGCGGACGUUCAGUCCGUGUGCCUGGCCGAGGGCAGGGGGCUGCCCGACGAGGGCCACUGUGAUAACGAUUGUUAGAACUUAAGCUAGGGAAUCGGCCAAAAAAACACGAAAUAACACAGUAUUCGCGAGGUGAUGGACCGGUAGAAAGGUAGACCGGUACCCCCGUAGAAAUAAAUCCACGAUCUAACGAUAAACCCAUAUUUGUACAGUGCGUUUCAAAAGCCUAAGACAGCCUGUCGUACCUGAUUAGGGCAGCUAAAUUCACAACUGAGAGGCUAACGAAUUUUACUCUUUUUUUUUUUAAUCAAUUUUUGUUAUAAAAUUUUUAUAAGCAAAUUUUAGCCUGACUUUUAGAAUGUACAGAGCAUUUAGUAGGCAAUCAAACUUGAAUUGUACUUAUUAAUGGUUAAGUGACUUACAAAAUACUUGAACUAGAUUCCUUUAUUGUUGUGAUAAACCUAAGAAUAUUUUCGAGUAUUUAACGAGAUCUCCGUUUUUUAUUCUAAUCAUUAUUUUGAAUGCUUUGCUCGAUUUGGACAAAAGUUUAAUCGGCUUCCUUAGGUAAUAUAUGCAUCGAAUUUAAUAUAGAAUAUAAGACUAUAUCUCU